Molecule: messenger RNA, 1442 nt
Organism: Styela clava
Lineage: Eukaryota; Metazoa; Chordata; Ascidiacea; Stolidobranchia; Styelidae
Product: proteasome subunit beta type-5-like
Cellular component (GO): proteasome core complex; cytoplasm
Molecular function (GO): threonine-type endopeptidase activity
Source: RefSeq, a predicted model, not a curated record
UGUUGUAUUCAAUUUCUUAUAGUGAUAUAUUGUACAUUUAUAAUAAUUGAGAUGGCCAUGUUACAAGAAUGCAACUGGAAAGGAUUCCAGAAAUAUAAUACUGAAACGCUUGAAGAUCCAAUUGAUUGUUUCCAAAUUCCUCAAGCCAUUAAUCCACAGGAAUAUUUAGCGCAAUUCAAUGAUCCAAAAUCGAAAGAAAAAAUUAAGUUUUGUCAUGGUACGACUACUCUUGCAUUCAAGUUUCAACAUGGGGUGGUUGUUGCUGUCGACUCAAGAGCUACCGCGGGAAGCUACAUUGCUUCACAGACUGUUAGAAAAGUCAUCGAAAUCAACCCAUAUCUCCUCGGAACAAUGGCAGGAGGGGCUGCUGACUGUAUGUUCUGGGAAAGAGUUCUUGCAAAGCAAUGCAGAAUUUAUGAGUUGAGAAAUAAAGAGAGAAUUUCAGUUGCCGCUGCAUCAAAAAUUCUAGCAAAUAUGGUAUACGCUUACAAGGGAAUGGGGUUGUCUAUGGGUACAAUGAUUUGUGGUUGGGACAAGCGAGGACCCGGGCUUUAUUAUGUUGAUAGCGAUGGUCAACGUUUGAAGGGAAACAUGUUUUCAGUUGGAUCUGGAGCGACAUAUGCUUAUGGUGUCUUGGAUUCAGGAUACAAAUAUGAUAUGGAAGUUGCGGAUGCUCUGGAUCUGGGAAAACGUUCAAUUUAUCACGCCACACACCGUGAUGCUUACAGUGGAGGUGUUGUCAAUCUCUACCAUAUGAAGGAAACUGGAUGGGAAUUUAUUUCACAAACAGAUGUUAAAGAAAUCCAUUAUGAAACAAAGAAAUGAAGCAUGCUGUAUAAAGAAUGAAAUUAUUGAACUCAAAGCACAAUUUUCCAUGUUUAUUUCUGGUGAAUUUGGGGAUAUCAAUACAGGGAUGAAUUUUGUAGUGUGUUAAUGAAUCUGGCCUUGCAGUUUAUUAGAAUUUUCAAUGUUCAUAUGUUGUCUAACAAAAUCAUUAUCUAAGAUAGAUUUAUAAUCCAAAAUUUACGAAAGCUUAGCAAAAUUGUGAUUUUUUACAAGAAAAAGAUAGUAGUUUCAGUAGUCCGAAUGCUCAUGCACUUUUUGAUUCUCAUCAAUUCGAAUUAUUUGUUAAAACCAAAUUUUCAACUUUCAUUUCUACCCGAGAAUGUUUAUCAUAUAAUGUUUGAUUCAAUUGUUCUUGUGUUCCUAAUAUGUCUCCAUUAUCUGAUAUACCAUUGUUUAUGGAUAGAACAUUAUGAUUCUGUUCAGAUUUAUCUAAACAUUUAAGUUCAACUGCAUUCACUCUCAAUAUGUAGAAUUGCUCAAUUUCGAAUCUGGAAAAUUCUUUUGUUUAUUAGGAAAUGGCCCCUUUUUGUGCUACAUGUUCCAACAGUGAAAUGUAUCUAUUUCUGAUUCUGACUGCUAAUGUUUUUUUGCUUAGA